Agrilus planipennis (emerald ash borer) is the source of this 424-nucleotide messenger RNA. RefSeq lists its product as uncharacterized. Lineage: Eukaryota; Metazoa; Arthropoda; Insecta; Coleoptera; Buprestidae. The coding region runs from base 20 to 424 and encodes 134 amino acids. The record is from RefSeq and is a predicted model, not a curated record. The transcript is spliced from 3 exons.
UAAAUUGCCUUGUAAAGCAAUGAUCGAUUUUGUCCAAUUUGACAAAAAACUUGAAAAAGAUAAUUCAUUCCAGAAAAAAAUUGCACAAAAAUUGUUUCUGAAGAUAAACAAACGUACACCCAUAACUAAAAAUUUCGCCGAAUUAUUAAGAUACUGUAUAUCUCGUGAUGUAGGUCUUAUGUUUGCUCCACUGAGAGCUUCAAAAACAAAAAAACACGUGUUUAAGGAAACGACUCUUUAUAAAGUUAUAAGGGCAACGCUUAGAAAAGCGUUUUGGAAGCCAGGAGAAGAUAUUCCUGACCAGGAUAUCAUAGAUGCCUUAAGUUCAGCAUUGCAUAAUUGCAAAGAUUGGGAUGGGGGACGAACCGCUCGUUCUAAAAAGACAGUUCAAGCUGAUACUGAAGUACAACAUCAUGGAUAUUGA